Molecule: messenger RNA, 807 nt
Organism: Oikopleura dioica
Lineage: Eukaryota; Metazoa; Chordata; Appendicularia; Copelata; Oikopleuridae
Source: the annotation of a GenBank genome assembly
AUGAGAAUAGCACUUCCUCUUUUGGCUCUUGCCAGGGCGGAUCCUGACAUGGGUUUUUUCUUUUGUGGAACAUAUGUUGGCUUGUACACUGCUAGAAUCGGUUCGCUGCCAGUAUCUGCCGACCUCUAUCGCUCUUUGAUGACUUCAGUCGAAGAAUCUGUCUGCGCUUCUGGAAGCGGUGGAACACUGUCGAUUGUCCACGGAAGCGAAGCCGCUGAGGCUUGGAAAUCUGACGAUACAGCGGUGCUUGGCGGAGUUGUUUUCAUCGGCGCUGGAGUGCCUCGUUCUUUCUGGCGACCAGAGAAUGACCCGCUCAGACCAAAGAGCUUGUCUUUCAUCGGCGAGCUCGAUGGAGUUUCUCGAGUCACGCGCGUUGGCGAGGAUCUCUUUCAUGGAAGCGCGGAGAAAAACCACGUGGUAAUUGUUAAUGGAGGAAACCACUAUGGAAUCAUGGACGACCAAGAUGUUUUUGACAAAUCAGGAGAUUUGAAAGGAGAAAUCUCUCUGGAAGAAUAUCUCGAAGAAUUCAAAAAGGCAUUUGAUGCAUUUCUCCACAACCUUGAUACAAAUGCUCCAAACGAUUACUUGACGAGGAAACGAAACGAAGCCGCCUCGAUGCUGGAUCCCUCUCUCAAGGCUUUUGCACUCGAGAAUAAUUACUACUACGGUGGCCAAAAUCAAAUUGGACCAGACUGGGAUCCAGAUCUUUGUCCUACUGUUUGGUCCGGUGAUAGAGGCCUCUGUGAAGAGGAUGGGGCUCCAUGGGGAGUUUUCGCACAGGCAUUUAGUUCAAAAUCUAUUUUGUAA